Molecule: messenger RNA, 1941 nt
Organism: Drosophila willistoni
Lineage: Eukaryota; Metazoa; Arthropoda; Insecta; Diptera; Drosophilidae
Product: transcription factor grauzone
Exons: 5
Coding region: 101-1867 (588 amino acids)
Cellular component (GO): nucleus
Molecular function (GO): DNA-binding transcription factor activity; zinc ion binding
Source: RefSeq, a predicted model, not a curated record
UCUCCAGUCGCCUGCAAAAUGUUCCAUCUCUAACACUAGACAUUUGUAAAUUACAAGCAAUAUUUUUUUUUCUAAUGAAUUAAAGUGCAUUGUACACGAAAUGGACAUCUGUCGCCUGUGCUUGAGGGGAGUACGUGGGUCCCAGAUGUGCCUACAGAUCUUUGAUCCCAGUUGUGUGGACAACAAAGUGGCUGAAGUUCUACGCCAGCAUUUUUGGUUUGAGGUUCAGCCAAACGAUGAAAUCUCGAAGGUAAUCUGUAAUGUCUGCUGGACUCAGGUGUCGGAAUUUCACCAAUUCUACGUUUCCAUACAAGAGGCUCAGGUUAUUUAUGCCACAACUUCCAAAUUCAAGGAGGACCCAGAAAUGGUCAGUGCCAAUUGGCCAGAGGAGGUAAUGAUGCCAGCGGAUGUUUUGGCUGUGGACAAUGAUAUCAACAUAAAUGUGAAUCCUUUGGACGAAUUGGAUGUGAAGCCGGCUCCAGCAAAACAAGAAGAGCACCGAAUGGAUAUUAAGAAAGAGAGGGAUUCCCCAGAUAUUGAAAGUAUGGUCGACGGCGAUAAUAACGAUGAUGCCGAUGAUGAUGAUGAUAAUGAUAACGAUGAUGAUGUCGAGGAUGAGGAAGAAAGUGAAGACGAUGAUGAUAUAGAUUUAAUUAUCACCCGAAGUGGACGCAAAAGGAAGCGGGAACCCGUAAAAACUCAAUCGAAAAGACCGCUUCUCAAACAAAAGGAUGCGUCCAAAGGCAAAACAAAAAGUCAAAAACGUGAGCCCGGAAGGAGAACCUUUAAAACUCUGCAAAGGUGGCCACCAUUCUGCAAAGAGGACGAGGAGCUUAUUAAGCGGUAUAUUGUAAUGGGUUGCGAGCUAUGCAUAUUUUUGGCCCAAGAUUUUGAUGGCAUCCGCGAACAUUUCAAAGAGAAACAUCCGGAUGAGCGGCCCUACAUAAAAUGCUGCGGUCGAAAGCUAAAUAAACGUUGCCUGAUCCAGGAGCAUGCCCGCCGUCAUGAGAACCCCGAGUAUAUCAAGUGCAAGGACUGUGGCAAGGUGUUUGCUAAUUCAAGUGUAUUACGUGCUCAUUGGCUGGUCCAUCAUGUUCCCGAUGAGGAGUGUGAUUUCCAGUGCGAGGAUUGUGGCAAGCGUUUCUCACGACGCAACCUUCUGGAGCUGCACAAGGGCUCUCAUGUGCCCGCGAAUGAACGAAAGUUUAUUUGUCCAGAAUGUCCCAAACAUAAUGCCUUUGCGACCGAGUAUCAUAUGCAGGUCCACAUAAGCAUGCAGCAUCGGAAAGCGGCCAAUGUCUGUCAUGUUUGUGGUAAAAAGAUUAAGGAUAAAGCUGUCUUUGAGAAGCACGUUCGACUGCAUUUUGAGGAAAGUGGACCACGUAUAAAAUGCCCCCGUCCCGAUUGUGAGAGUUGGCUAAAAGAUGAGGAUAAUCUCAAGCAACAUUUGCGGCGUCACAAUGACGAAGGCAAACUCUUCAUUUGCUCUGAGUGCGGCAAGAGUUGCAAGAACUCUCGGGCUCUAAUCGGACACAAACGCUACUCCCACUCAAAUGUCAUAUAUACCUGCGAACAGUGCGGCAAGACUUUCAAGAAGGACAUUAGUCUUAAAGAACACAUGGCCCAGCAUACGGGCGAACCACUGUACAAAUGUCCUUUCUGUCCACGCACAUUUAACUCAAAUGCGAAUAUGCAUUCGCAUAAGAAGAAAAUGCAUCCAGUUGAGUGGGAUAUAUGGCGGAAAACAAAAACGGGAAGUUCGCAAAAAAUACUCCCUAGCGCCCAGGUGGCUCAAAUGUUCCGAGAAGAUGCCUCCGGCCCCGCCGAAUCAACCGACCCUGCCAUUGUCAAUGACUACACAGCAUAGAAAUUUUAAAUUCCACAUCACUACAUUUUAGUUUCGCUUUAUGUUUUAUUUUUAAAAUAAAAUUAACAAAUGAA